Messenger RNA from Gadus chalcogrammus (walleye pollock), 2156 nucleotides. RefSeq names its product centromere protein X (gene cenpx). The record is from RefSeq and is a predicted model, not a curated record. Lineage: Eukaryota; Metazoa; Chordata; Actinopteri; Gadiformes; Gadidae. Bases 7 to 312 code for a protein of 101 amino acids. The transcript has 5 exons. Gene Ontology annotation, biological process: replication fork processing; resolution of meiotic recombination intermediates; DNA repair. Gene Ontology annotation, cellular component: Fanconi anaemia nuclear complex; FANCM-MHF complex. Gene Ontology annotation, molecular function: protein heterodimerization activity.
GUGUUGAUGACGUACCGUGUUCCAACCAGCCAAACAAAUUUGCGGGAAUCCUGCGUCGCUGUAAACAUGGCGGAGAAAGAACAGCGAGUGGAAUUUAAAAAGGAGACCGUGAGCAAGCUCCUGUCAGGUCACUUCAAGGAAGAUAAAACCAGACUCAGUAGUGACGCAACCAUACUGAUGUCCGAGAUGCUGAGGGUGCUGGUUCAAGAGGCGGCAUUGAGGUCACUGAAGCAAGCUGAAUCUGAGGAUUGUGAUCAAGUGCACAUAGAGCACUUUGAGAAGAUCCUUCCUCAACUGUUGCUGGAUUUCUAACCCCGGUUUUACCACAAGAUGGCGCCAGACCGCCGCGCACAAAAAGCGGUUCUACUCUGCUCGUUCUCGCUUUCUGCCGAGAGGAUCUCUAGUACCAUAAAGGACUCAAAUUAAGAAUCAUUAUCAACGUUUCAUGAUGAAGAUGAAGACAGUUUUGUUUAUUUUAGAAAGAGUAUGUUUUUUUUAAGUCCCGUUAUUAACAGCAGCAAAAGUGAGAGUGAGUGCCCACCUGUGCUAACUCAGCGCAACAGCAGGUGCUUACGGGCCGGCCUUCAUCAAAGCCUCCCGGAGCAGUUGGGAGCAAUUAGCGUAAUAAGGGGCGCAGCCAGUCCCUUAGAUGAUGACAAGUGGCAGGGAAAAAAAAAUACAUGUACCCCCCUCUGGCCACUUUGAAGUUCCCUUUUGCUGUCCUGCGAUGUUUGGUUAGAGGUUGGGAGGGGAGGGUGGUGUAGGGGGCUGGUGGUGGUAAUGGUGGGGGUGGAGGGGCUACUGGAGACCUCUGGCGCAGGGGAAAGUUGAACGGCGGCGUUGGUUCAGUGAAUGGCUGCGCUUGUCUUGGACCACACGCAUAGAUUAACCCCCUGCGCUUGAAAGCAAGCAUAAAACACAUUGGAACGCGGCCCAAAGAUGAGUAUAGUGUGUGGUUCUCCAGGUAAAUAAACGCAAGGAGCGGUGUGUGUGUGUGUGUGUGUGUGUGUGUGUGUGUGUGUGUGUGUGUGUGUGUGUGUGUGUGUGUGUGUGUGUGUGUGUGUGUGUGUGUGUGUGUGUGUGUGUGUGUGUGUGUGCUGAUGGUCAGCAUAGCUGCGCGACACCUCACCGCGUGUUUAGCUGUGUGGCCCUCGGUGACUCACUGCACUUCCUUCGACUCACUGGCGCUCACUGACAGCUGGAACCCACAGAAGUAGUAAGCGUCAGGGUGCUAGUGCGGCGGGUAUGCACCCAGCAUGGGGUUCUGAUGGAGGACCGGGUCUGUGGUCGGCACUCACUGAUGGGUAUGAUGAGGACAAGAAAUAAAAAAAAGUUUGGAUAUCUGUGGCGUGUUUUUUGGACUUUAAACACAUUUUAGGUUUCACUUUAUUGUUAAAGUAGAAAAAGCUGUCCUUGAGAUUUUAUAUAUAAAAUGUUUGAUUUGCAUCUGUCUACUCAUAGGCCACAUACACACAUACAAUCACUCACACACUCACAGUCGCACACUAAAAAAGAAUGGGUUUGUGGGAUUUGGCCCCGGACACUUUCCACAAGACGUUUAGAUGGUAUGAGGUAGUCCACUACUGUACCGCUUUCCUUCUAAUGCAUCUGAGUGGAACAAAUUACAUCUGAAGGCUGGAUUAUUAAACAUACGCAAGCAGUUAAGACUAAAAAGAAAAGCAUUGGGGAACGUGGAGGACCGUAAUGAGUUCAAGCUUUUCCUGAUCACACUUUAAAGGCUGGGAGUGUCAGCAGCCUGAGCAGAAGCUCUGGAGAAGCUCUCUUCCAGCUUGCUGACUGUUCCGGCUCGCAGACUCUUCCAGCGCUCUGCUCUUCCAGCGUUCCGUCUUUUCUAGCUUGCUGGCGGUUCUCGCUUGCUUACUGUUCCGACUUGCAGAUUCUUCUAUUGUCUGCUGUUCCAGCUUGCUGACUGUUUCAGUUAUGGCUUCUGGGUGUUCCAGCUUGCUGACUGUUCAGACUUGCAGACUUUUUCAUCGUUCUGCUCUGCCAGCUUGCUGACUGUUCCGGCUCACAGACUCUUCCAGUGUUCUGUUGUUCCAGCAUGCUGACGGUUGCAGCGUUCUGUCAUUUUUUAGCCUGCUGACUGUUCCAACAUGCUCAACGUUCAAUCUGCUGAUUUCUAGUUGGCUGACUGU